UGGCCGUCAGUAAUCGCAUCAUAGUCGUUCGGUCGAAAUGCGGUCCGUCCAAGUCCGUUGCAGGUUUUGCGGCCGUUUUUUCGCCAUCAUCUCCGGGACGAUUCGAUACGGGACUCGCCAUUAGAUAAAAAUAUACAAUCGUUUAUCGCACUACAGCUACAGGGGACACGUUAAUAUCGCAUCUGCUGUAUAAUAGUAUUUAAAAAAAUAAUAAACACUAGUAUACACCUAUUGCAGUGCGAUGAUCGCCAAAGACACCUCCUCAGUCGGGUACUUGUGAAAUAGGCGAAACCCUCCAGUGACAUAAUAAUACAAUAAAUACAAUUAUUAUUACAAUAAUAGUUGUCUUAUUUUUUACAUAUUUGCUCGCUUAAACGUUGGUUAUAAUAAUAAUAAUAAUAAUCGUUUUCCGGAACACCGACACCAUGGUCGUAGAAGAUCCGUCCAAGGCCCGAAUCGACAGGUUACGGUAUCUGCCUAGACAAAGGUAUCCGAGCAGUUCCAUAGACCUGUCGUCUUUUCGGGACUCCACCCACGGGCAUGACUUCAAUCAAGGCCACAGCCGGGUAGUCAUGACCAGGAAGACGGAACGCCGGAUAUACGUGGCACCGACGAAAUCCGGACAGCAACCCAAAUUCGAGACGCUCACCAAAGAAACCGUGCAGACGUUCCGAGGUAACAAAACGGAACGGAAGAUAACGUCCGAAACGAAAAACGUCGAAGACACCGUCGACAACAAGUUGGACGGUUCAUCCGACGAUUUCCGGUCGUCGUUGUCGUCCCGGUCUUCGCGGUCGUCCACGUCUUCACCCGAACUGAAAUCUUCCACCUACAAACAACAGAAAUACGCUAUACUGACGAAGCCUCAAAAAAAGAUACUCUAUGACGAAAACACAUUCGUCCAAGAAUGUCUGGACGCGCACAACCAAUACAGAGACAAACACUCGGUCCCCCCGAUGACCAUAAGUAAAAAACUGUGCAAGUACGCCGAAGAAUGGGCAAAGUAUUUGAGCAUCAAAGGCAUUUUGGAUCAUAGACCAUCGUCGCCUUAUGGUGAAAAUUUAUUUUGCUGUUGGACAUCGUUGCCCAACCAUAGGAUCGACGGUCGAGAGCCCGUGGAUAGUUGGUACGAAGAAAUCAAAUUUCACCCGUUCGGCCGAGAACCUACCACCCUUAAAUCAGGCCAUUUUUCGCAAGUGAUCUGGGCGAGCAGCAAAGAGGUCGGCAUAGGCGUGGCGUCCAGUCGUUCCGGUCAAGUGUUUGUGGUCGCUUGUUAUGAUCCUGCCGGGAAUUUCUUGGGACAAUUUAGAGACAACGUUCCGCCAGUGGGCGGUUUCAAAAACGCCCUACACGUGCCAAAGGUGUUGCAGCCUGCUUACACGGACGAGCAAUUGUACAAAGACAGUUUAAAAUUACACAAUGACUACCGAUCAAAACACGGUUGUGGCCCGUUGACUUUAAACAAAAUGUUGUGCCGGAACGCACUGACUUGGGCCAAGACGCUGGCCAAAGACGACAAGUUUAUGCACCAGCCCGACAACCCUUUUGGUGAAAAUUUGUUUAGCAUGUGGUCGUCGAACCAAGUGACCGCCAAGGACGCCAUCGUUAAUUGGUACAAAGAGAGCAAGAACUACGAUUACACCAGAGAACCCAGAGUAUUAAAGUCUGGACAUUUUACACAACUCGUUUGGAAGAGCACCAAGUCAAUGGGCAUCGCCAUGGCACAAGGAAAAUCCGGCAGAAUCGUUAUCGUGGCCAACUAUGAUCCGCCGGGUAACAUAAUGGGACAAUUCACCGAGAACGUUCUGAAGCCAAUUUAAUUUAGAUUUCCAUAUUUAUUAUUAUUAUUAUUAUUAUUUAUACGAUACUCGAACAUUCUCAAUAGAAGAGACAUUUAUUUUCCCUUUUCUAUCUAUAAUUCUUUCUUGCUCGUUACUGUUUUCGAUGUCUUUUGUGAAAAGUUUACUUAAAAAAAAAAACAAAUGAGUGUUAUUAUUUAAUAUUUAUACAUAAAAAAUAUUAAGUAACAUAAAACGUUUUUGUGUUGUAUGUAUUAUCAGUUGUACGAUAUUUAUUUG
Messenger RNA from Adelges cooleyi (spruce gall adelgid), 2078 nucleotides. RefSeq lists its product as uncharacterized. Lineage: Eukaryota; Metazoa; Arthropoda; Insecta; Hemiptera; Adelgidae. Gene Ontology annotation, cellular component: extracellular region. The record is from RefSeq and is a predicted model, not a curated record. The coding region runs from base 426 to 1820 and encodes 464 amino acids. The transcript is spliced from 10 exons.